This is a messenger RNA of Nymphalis io (European peacock), 6846 nucleotides long. RefSeq lists its product as uncharacterized. The transcript has 10 exons. Gene Ontology annotation, molecular function: protein binding. The record is from RefSeq and is a predicted model, not a curated record. Bases 479 to 4552 code for a protein of 1357 amino acids. Gene Ontology annotation, cellular component: SCF ubiquitin ligase complex. Lineage: Eukaryota; Metazoa; Arthropoda; Insecta; Lepidoptera; Nymphalidae.
UGACAAUGUCUGCAUCUGUUGACUAAAAUUUGAAACCUAAUAAGCUUUUAACAAGGUCAACAGUUUUCAUCAACUCGGAGUCGACAAAAAUAAUUAAUAAUCAGUACGUGGUCUGAGAAUUGGUGUAAUCGAGCUGUCUUUAUUUAAGAUAAAAGUGUUAGUGUCCGCGAAAAUGAUCUGUACUUUGUUUUUCGCAAUCACAACGUUACAUGAACAUGGAUGACCUAAAAUGCGAAUAUGUAAAGAAAAAAAGAUGCAUUAAAUUGUCUUUAAAAGUGCUUUUUAAAAAAUAUGAUGAAGGUCGGUACUUCGAUUAUCGACAAUCAAACGUAAUAGUACUAUCUUUUAAUAGUUAGUGAGUGUCUCAGCAUCAAAAGUGAAAAUGUGAUGUGUCAAACCGAUUGUUUACUUCACGACGGACAGGUGACGGUGAGCGGAUUGUAGAAGUGGUACGUGAGGGCUGCGGGAGGCGGGCGGUAUGUCGGGCCGUUCGAGUCCCGUAAACGGCGGCUAUGAUGCUGCUGAGCCCGCUAUGAGGCUCUCUGUCCGUAAGGACCUGUUUCCCGAUAUUCAUCUACCUAAAAUAGGUUCUGACUCUGACUCAGAUACGUCACAAGAAGAGCUGGAAAGCGUUUCUUGUGUUAAAUUAGAGACAGAUUUUGAGCAGAGCAUUGACGAUAUUGCUCAUCAAAGGAUGCAGGUCGUCAACGGAGCGCUGCCGUCCCCGACACGGCCUCGCCACAGAAAACAUAAGCAGCACUCCAGACGCCAUACAGAUCAUUCAACUCUUAAUGGAUGUCUUCCUAAAGAGAGAAAAAGGAAAAAAAAUUCUCAUAAUUCUCAUAAAAGGACGCACACUUCUAAUAGUUUAGUGUCUAUGGUGAAAGGUGGUAAAAACUUAAACUUAGUAAGUAGUAGUGAGUGCCAGGAAGAUGAAGAAGCAGAAGACGAAGAAGAAGAAGAAGAAGAAGAAGAAGAAGAAAGUGAAAGUUCAGAUGAUGAAGUGCUAAAGCGUAGUGUAAAGUUACCGUUAAUUAAUUUGCCACGACAGAGUGGCAAACCUUACAGUCAUGAACUUAGUCAAUUAUCAACAAAAAAGAGUAAGUCAAAGGAAUCUUCAAAGGAACAAAGGACUAAUAUAGUAAUACCUUGUAGUGGUAAACCUCGUUCCAUGUUGGGGCUCUGUAGUUCCCGUAGCAAAAAGAAAUCUAAGAAGUCUGAUUGUACACCCACAUAUCGAAGUCAGAUAGUGGAUACAAAAACUAAAAUAAAGAUUAAGAUUAGAAGGACAAGUGUUCAAGAAAUGGUUACUCCUCCUACACCCACUUCCAUAGCGGAUAUUGGGCAAAGAAAAUCGAAAAAGAAACGAGCAGCAUCACCUGUUGCUAGUGCCAGCUCUGGUGAAGAAUAUGAUCCUUCAAGGGGAGACACUGCGGCUGCUAUGAGCGUUGCUGCGAUAAAACCGAGACAACCCCGCCCUAAGGCUAAGAAAUCUAACAAUAAUAACUCCAAAAUUAUAGAUAAAGCUCAAAAGACUGAGAGAACUAGAAGUAGCACAACAGUUAGUAAGGGAAAUGGUCCGCAAAGUCCAUGGGCAUAUUCAAUGCCUGAAGAAAUUUUAGCGAAAAUAUUUGAAUAUGUUAUUCAGCAGGGCACACUACCGAAUAUCAUUAGAUUGGGUAGAGUAUGUCAAUUAUGGCACAGUGUCAGUUGUAGGCCAGAGCUGUGGAAGAAUGUAGACCUUUCGCAACAUACUGUUGAAAAAUGUAAAACAGACUACAAACUGGUCUGGCUUCUUGAAAAUCGUUUAACACAGUGCCAGAGUUUAAAUAUUGCUCAGUGGAAAGUGUGCAACGUGUCGUGGGUGCUAGCGUGCUUGGUGGACUACUGUCCAGGACUGGUGGAGCUCAGCGUGGCAGGCUGGAGCCGCAUCACGCCCGAGCAACUCUUUGACUUAGUGCAGGGUUUGCCCAACUUGCAACGCCUCGAUCUCUCUUUAACGUCCGAAACUGGAGGAUCGAGUACCUGUCUUUCGGCGGCAUCGAUGGCUCGUAUUGCGACGAACUUUGGCGUUCGUCUUACACACCUGACUUUAGCAAAUAACAAAUUCUCGGCAUUACCGCAGAUACUCUCUUCCGUCGCCACCCAUUGCCCUAACCUUGAAGUACUAGAUAUAUCAGGCGCUUUGGCGACGUCACAUCCCGCGCCUAUACCGUUGGAAGCUUUACAAAAGGGUUGCCCCAAAAUGAGAGUCUUCAGAGCUGCCAAUGCUCAAUUAGUUCUUGCCUCUGCAACGACUUCACAACAGCUGGAGGCGGGCUGGUCGCAGCUAGAGGAGGUGUCCAUCGCCAGCAGCGCGGCGGUGGAGCGCACAGCGGUGGGCGAGUACCGGCUGGGUGACGACGCGCUGGCGCGGCUGGUGCGCGCCGCCACGCGCCUGCGCCUGCUGGACCUGCGCGGCCUGCAGCGCCUCACGGACUCGGGGCUCGUGCGCGUGCCCGCCUGGGACCUGCAACAUCUCUUCCUUGGAGGUUGCAAUAUUUUGCGUCAAACAAAUGCGUGCCUCGAGCUGAUCUGCGAGAAAUGGUCCCACAGUCUACUGGAGUUGGACUUGUCUUGGGCCUCUGCUGCAAAAGUACUUCACGAUGCUGUAUCCGCGCUAGCAGAUUCGCCAGACAGCAAAUUAAGAAUACUCAAUUUAUGUGGAUCAUCUGUGUCUUACGAAGCUGUGAAAAAAGUGCUAUUAAAAUGUCCUCAUAUAGAAUCUUUAAAUCUCAGUUCAUGUCGAGCUUUACCGAGAGGUAUGAAACGACUUUAUACCGGAAAGGAACUUCAAGAUCUUAAAGAUAGUUUAGAUCCAGAAAAAGCUAAACUUAAAGACAGUAAAAGCGAUGAAUCCAAAAAGAAAAAAUCUAAAGUAUCUAAAACUGAAGAUGAUGCAAGCAGUGACAUUCCUGAAAGUUCUGGUAGCAAAUCAAAAAUCAAAUCUCCAGAAAAGUCUUCCCAGUGUGUGUUUCAAGAGCCAAAAAGUGUAUCCGACCCUGGUACGAGGAUGGCUGAUAGACGAAUUUCUUCUGAAACUCAAAUAAAGUCUACUUCUAGCGGUAAAGUAUUAGAAAAAACGAAAAAUAAUUUAGAUAAUGUUAUUGAAAAUACGCAAAUUCCAAAAGGCUCAACAACUCCAAAUCUUUCGAGUCCUCUUGCUCAAUCUAAGCCUGAUUCUUCGUCUACUCCCAGGUCAGAUUCUAAGACUGAAAUGGGAAGUCCACACUUUAGUCCCGUCCAAAAACCCGAUAGUCAAAUACCUAGUAGUCCCGACGUUCCACCUGAAUCAAUAAAAAGUAAUCAUUCAUGGAAUUUAGGUCAGUUCAAAGGUACUCCAACACAUAAGUCUGAAGCAAGUCCACUUAACAGGCUAGAAAGCCAUACCAAGAUUAGACAUAGCAAAGUGACAGAGCAGUGUAGUCCAACAACUUCUCUGGAAAAUAAACCUAGUCCAGAAACGUUAUCAAUAAAGCAACAGGAUAUAAAGAAUCCUAAUACUUGGAAUUAUGGUAGCUACAGUCCCAUGCCAAGACAGGACACUCAAUUUUCUUCCCAACGAAGUCCAUAUUCGGCUCAACCGAGUCCUGCUCAACCAAGUCCUUAUUCGACACAGCCCAGUCCCUAUUCUACUCAGCCUAGUCCAUAUUCUUCGCAGCCUAGUCCUUACUCUGCGCAACCAAGUCCAGACACAAGUCAAAUAGUUAAAUCAGAUAUGCAAAAAACUGGGGCUUGGAAUACUGGUAAUUAUAGUCCAAUGCCUACUAAACAUCACGCUCCAUUUUCUCCUCACCCUUCAACACAUACGAGUCCCGAUGCUGGCCUUGGUAUAAAGAGUGACAGUCUUCGGAAUAAUCCUAAUAAAACGCCGGGUCAAUACAGUCCAAUGUCGCGACAACAACAUCACAGCCCAUAUUCUCCAAGACCCAGUGUGGAGAAUAGUUACAAUAAAAAGAGCCCUGGAGUAGGCAAGUACAGCCCUAUGAUGCGCCCGGACUGCCAUUUGCCCAGUCCUGAUGGGGGUCUCCCUUCAAGGCCCCAUUUAAGUGGACGAACACAGGACGUGUAUGGCCGCUCAGUGCCUAAAGUACCCGAAAUAACUCCAAAUAUCCCACCGCCUGAAAUCCCAAAUUCAUGGGGAUUUAAUCAUAUGAGUAAUCCAACAUCUGCAAUGGAGUCCUUAGUAUGGGGAGGAUCUUCGUUCAAUGCGGAACCAACACAAUCUCCUCUACAAUCGCACGCUGAGAACAUUCCUACAAUGCUAAACACGCCACCGCCGCAGCCCUGGAAUGAAUUAUCACCUUUUGAUAGUGCUAUUCGAAGACAUAACGAUGUAAGUGAUCCUUGGACCUUAGGUCAGUUUAGGGUAGAACCGCCUAAUCAAGUACACAACAAUUUUGUGGAGCAAAACAUAAGUUUCGAAUCAUUAAGUGCCCAUAUAGGACAUCAGUCGCAUGUGCUACAGAGUUAUCUAGACGAUGGUUUCAAUGAAACUUCACGCGUGGACUGACGAUCCCAAUCGUCUUCUUUGUUUCACAACUCGAAUGAAUUUUUAAUUCUUGAUAGAAUCCCUUUGACAAGACCUGUUGAGACUUCUUUGUGGAGAAAGUUUGGGUGAUGUAAUUAUAGUUUUGAACAAUUAUUGUUAGUAAUUGUAAAUAAGAUUAUCUAACUAGUUUUAAGUGUAAGGAAGCUAGAAAUGCAUUCAAAUUAUUUUGCAGCCCAUAGUUUAUGAGAGAUACAGAUUAAUUAUAUUAGUGAUUAGUAAAUACUUCAUUCAAGAUAGAUAUUGUUGUUUUGAAUUACAGCGCUAGGGUGCAUAAACAUGUGCUUAACUGGAAGUAGAGAAUUUAAAAUAGUCAAUCUGAUAUAUAUGAACCUACAUAGCCAAUUAUUAUACAACCAUUAUUGUUUUUAAAAUGAAGUAAUAUUUCUGAUCUGGUAACUCGACAAAAAUAUUGUUUGUUGUAUUGUUCAAAUCGCCUUAAUAUCUUUAAAGAAUGAAAUGUUUAUUUAAAAACAAUGUAUAUAUAAUGAGUGUUACAAUACUGGCUAUGGUUAUUUGUUUUUUUUAUAUAUAAAUUGGUCUUAUGAAAAGCAAUAACAAUAGAAAUAAAUGAAUGAAAUGUGCAAAUUCGCAGAUAACAAAUUUUAAUAAUAAAAUGAGCAUAUAUUAUAGUUUCAAAUAGAUGCCAAAUAUUGAUGUUAUGCCCUAAAUAGCUUAUUACAUUUUUAUCAUUUAAAAAAAAAAACAACAUUCCUUUCUAAGGUUUAGUUUCAGAAAACUAAUGAAUUUUAAAGAUAUAAUAUGAUUAUUGAAACUGAAUGCUUCCUUCUUACUUAUAAAACUAUACUUUGACAAUGCAUUACAUCAUGAAUGAUCUAGUGAUGCAGCUAUUUUUGUUGCAAUGUUGCUAAUAUUAAUAUUUGACCUAAGUACAUACAUGUUUCAACCUACAGUUGUACUGUUGACAAACUCUUGUAAUCAAUUGAGAGCAUCUUUACAAUUUAAUUAUUUUAAUGAAAACUUGGGUUCCGUACCUUAAUUAUUAAAAAUGUAUCCCUAAGGUUCAUUUCGAGUCUAUCUGUGUAACGCGAUCGAGUACCUCAGGUUACUGAUAGUUAUAUUGAUUGAUAAAAUUGACGACAAUUUUAAUCUGCCUGUAAUAUUUUUAAAGUCAAACUUUCAUCAAUUUUUGUGUCAAAUUUUAAAUAAAAUAUAAUCACAUUUUUUGCCUGUCAAUGUUAUACGAAACAUCCGGUAAACGAGUCAAAUUCGGACAUCGCAUAUAUUUUUUUAUUUCUUAGUAAAUAAACAGAAUCAAGUCAAAAAAAUAUUUAAUCUAUUUGAAGCAAGUGCUGAUUUUUUUAAUAUUUUUAUAAACAAUUUGGUAAAAUACGGUAUAAUUUCGAUUUAUAAGAUCAAGCAGAUUAAAUUUUAUCUUCCAGUAAUCAUCAAUCCAUGUAAUAGAACUAUUUUGAUUAUUCAAUAAAUUGCAUUUAUAAUUUUGACACAAAUAUUUUUUAGAUCACUUGUAGUCACGCAAUAAUUAAUAUUUUUAAUGAACUAUAUGUAAAUUGAUUAUUUGACUUGCAAUUAAUUGGUAUGAAAUUACAUCUCACAAUGUUAGACAUUAUGGUUUCUCUUAUUCCAUUUCUCAAAAUAAAAAUAAAGUACAAUAGAUUAAUAGUAAUUACGUUAAUUAUUUGUCUUGUUUGAUUUUGGUUUUAUUAUUGUAAUAUAAUUUUACAGCAUUUUCAAUUGUUUUGUACCCUUUUACUAUUAUUAUUUUUUUGUACAUAAAAAUUAUAUCAACAAUUUAACAUGAAAUCUUAUUUGUUUUGUAAGUUUUUUAAAACAAAUAGUCCAAGGCAACUAAAAAUAAAUUAAAAAAAAAAAAUAAUAUGAAAAGGCAAGUACAAAGUGCUUUGUAUAAAUUGUUUUAUCAGUUAAGUAUUUCGUGUUGUAUUCAAAGAGAAUCGUAAAAUCACCAAAUAUUGUUUCAUUACCUACAUUAGCCUUAUUGAAUGCCUAUAACUGAAGAGAAUAUUUUAUAGUUUUAUUAACUUAUUACAAAUGGGAGAAUAUUAUCUAAUAUACAUAGAAUGUAUAAAAUAUAAUAUUAGGUAAAUAUUAAUGUUAAAUAAUCGUGUACUAUAGAAUGUAUAAAAUAAAGUUGACUAAUAUCUGUAAGUUCUGUUAUGUAGAGAUUUUUGUUUGUAAUAUUGUUACAUUACUGCGUGGACUUCACACAAGUGGUCCAAUUUUUAUAAUCUAACCAAUAAAAUAUCGAUGUGGUUGUA